This is a messenger RNA of Penicillium daleae, 3609 nucleotides long. RefSeq lists its product as uncharacterized. The transcript is spliced from 2 exons. Gene Ontology annotation, biological process: positive regulation of establishment of bipolar cell polarity regulating cell shape. Gene Ontology annotation, cellular component: plasma membrane of growing cell tip. The record is from RefSeq and is a predicted model, not a curated record. Bases 1 to 3609 code for a protein of 1202 amino acids. Lineage: Eukaryota; Fungi; Ascomycota; Eurotiomycetes; Eurotiales; Aspergillaceae.
AUGAGGGUUUCUUCAUUGUAUGGGCCCGCGGCGGCUGGGAUCUCGACUUUAUUUGCGCUUUUGCCGACCGCACAUGCCUUGACCUUCGAUGCGGUCUCGAUUCCCCAAAUCGACCUCUCCUCGCUGGGCCGGGUGACCAUCACGGGCGACUUUGAUGGUGUAUCCCUAUACGAAUAUGAGGGCCAGUCCGAAAUCACCCAGCGCCAGGGCUCGUCCAUUUUGACCCCGCUUCCCAAUGGCAUUCUUACGAACCUCUCGUCUGCUGACGCACAGAUCCGAGACAUGUGCGCCUUCACGAACAAGGACGGUACCUUGGCUGGGAUAUUCGUGGGCGGUAACUUCACUACGCUGGGAGGUGUCGAAUCGCCCGGCGCGGCUUUGUUCAACCCCAAUUCCAGCGUUGUCACAGCCUUGCCGGGCCUGACGGGCUCGAUCUCGGCCGUGCUCUGCGACCAGGACACCAACCGUGUCUACGUUGGUGGAGAUUUCACCCACAAAAACACAUCCAAUGCCAUCGCAUGGUCUCCCAGCGAUGGCUGGACUGAUCUCGCUUUUGAUGGAGUCAACGGCCCCGUCAACUCGAUCAUCAAGGGUGAUAAUGGCCAUAUCAUCUUCGGAGGAUCCUUUGAUGGCCUUGGCAACUCCACUAGCUCGUCUAACAACAAGCAGAUCCUCAACUUGCAGAAUGCGACUAUCACCUCCGAUGCUGAAUCUGCCCUGACUGGCUACAUCGAUCCCCGCAAUGUGAUCUGUUCGAGUAGCGGCGAGGCGGGCGCGGGAAAGACCUGGUUGCUCCACGACUAUGCCCCUGGCUUCUGGCGUGCGUACUUCGGAUUUACUUUCAACCCGACAAAAGUUCGCCUUUACAACACCCACUUGGAUGGACGCGGUACCAAAAGCUUCUUGUUCCGAGCUCUUCCCGACGAUGGUAUUAUGAAUAUGACGUACACGGAUGACUCGGGAAAUGUGGUUCAUUGCGACUCCUCCUGCCCGCUCUCUGACAGUACUAGCGAAAAAUACCGCGAUUUCACUUUGGUGAACCCCGUUGGUAUGGAGGGAUUCCAGAUUGAAAUUCUGGAUUGGUACGGCCAAGGUGCUGGAUUGAACGGCAUUGAAGUUUUCCAGGACCAGAUUCUGUCUUAUGCUGUUGAUGCGUUCAACGAGCCCAGCUGUGCGGGACUUGAUUACCCUUCCAAAUCCACUCACACUGGCUCUUGGACUGUCGAUGAUGCCGGGUACAUUUCAUCGUCGGUGACUGACCCCACCGACAGCAGCACCUCGGUCGUCUUCUACCCCGAUAUCAAGGAGUCCGGCAACUACACCAUUCUUUUUUACACCCCCGGAUGUAUUCAAGACAACAGCUGUAGCUCGCGUGGUAUGGCGAAUGUUACGGCCACCGUUGCGACUGGUACCGAUGCCUCGCAGCCAUCCCCAACGACCAUCUAUCAGACCAACGACUACGAUAAAUAUGACACCUUGUACUCUGGAUAUGUUGAUGCCAGCAGUGAUUCUUUCCGCCCCAGCGUUACCCUUCGGCCUAUUUCAGGCCAGGGAGCUUUCACACUUGUGGCGUCAAAGGUUCGCUUUGAACUGCUCUCAAACACAACCAGCGGUGGUCUGAAUGGUCUGUAUGACUUUGACCCUUCCUCCGGGACGACCUCCAACCUUGAUAGUUCCGACAUCAAUACGGCUGGCAACUCCCUGGACAAGGAUGCCGUGAUCAUGAGUCUGGCUGAAAAUAACGGUAUCGUCUACGUGGCUGGCAACUUCACUACCAAGACAAUCCACAACGUCAUGUCUAUCACCGAUGGCAACGCAACGGCAAUGCCUAGCGGCGGUCUGAACUCCGAGGUACUUGCCAUGACUACCCUCAAUGAUGUCUUGUACGUCGGAGGUCAGUUUACCGAUACUUCUGACGGCGGCGCCGACGGUCUUAACCAUGUGGCUUCCUACUCCUUCUCCUCCAAGAAGUGGUCGUCCCUAGGUGAAGGCCUUAACGGUCAGGUCGAUUCCAUCUACCCGAUCAAGCUGAACGUGUCGACGGCCAUCAAUGAGACCACUAUUGCCGUAAGCGGUAAGUUCAACCAGAUCCGUGCCACCAGUGAUCACCCGGCCGUUUUCGUUGCCGGCUUUGCCAUCUGGGUGCCUUCCAAGAAGGCCUGGCUGCAGAGCCUCAAUGAUACUCAAAUGGAGUUUGCAGGGCAACUCUCUGCUGUAACCUCCUAUAACGAUACCGCCAUCCUUGCCGGCAGCCUCGCUACGGAUGGGAUCACUGCGUCUGGCGCCGUCUCGUUGCAAAACCCCAACGACCUGACCUUGGUGCCUCUGUCCAUGAACACAAACCACUCUACCUCUAGCGUUGGAAUCAUCACGGGUGUCUAUGAUACCGAAUCUAGCCGCAACUUGACCAUUGUUGGUGGCCAGUUCACUGCGCUGAGCAGCAAUGGCUCUGCGAUUCACAAUGUUGCCUUCCUGAAUGGUACCGAAGAGAAGAUCUUCGGCCUGCCUCAGGGUCUGGACAACAACUCCACUGUCUACGCAAUGGCGGUGUACAACAAUACUCUGUUCCUCGGUGGCAACAUCACUGGAACCAUCGCGGACUCCAGUGUCAGCGGCGUGGUGGCCUACGACUUGUCAAGCAACUCGUUCAUGGACAACCAGCCCUGGUCUCUGACGGGUCAGAAUUCUGGUAUCAACUCUCUCGCGCUGAGACCUGGUUCAUCCGAGCUCUAUUUCGGCGGCAAUUUUGACUCCGCUGGCUCGCUCCCUUGCACUACUGUCUGUGCUCUGGAUACCUCGCUCAACACAUGGAGCUGGCCUGGUGCGUCUAUCAGCGGUACUGUCAUGUCUCUUACCUGGGCUAGCUCAAACACUUUGUACGCCGUUGGUGAUAUCGAGAUUGGCGAUAACAAGACUGUUGUCGCCACUUUCAGCAAGAAGACAUCAGCCUGGACCGCCUUCUCUGGCGCAUCCACCUCUGAUAUUACAGGGACCGUGACUGCUUUUGCUCCUGCUAGUGAGGACGUCUCCAACUUCUGGCUUGGUGGCACCUCCACCAAUGGCUCGGCCUUCCUCCUGAACUACGAUGGAUCGAAGUUCCGUUCUGCGGGUUCUUUGUUCUCCAAGGGCACGACCAUUCGUGGUAUGGAUAUUCUUCCCAUCAACCAGGAUCAUUCGUCUGUCUCUUUGUUGAAGAAUGACCAGACGCUGUUGAUCAUGGGCGAGCUUGUCAUCCCAGACUUCGGCAAUGCCUCUGCGGCUCUGUACAACGGAACCGCUGUCACGCCGUUCAUCCUUUCGUCCAAGUAUAACGGUGAACCUGGUAGUAUGUCGCACUUGUUCACGGAGAACCAGAACCCGUACACAAACCAAUCAUCCCACCACUCCAAUGGCAUUGUUGUCCUGGUUGCCUUCUGCUGCGCUCUGGGCUGUGUCUUCCUUAUCGUCGCUGCCGGCGUCAUCGCCAAUAAGAUCCAGCGCCGUCGCCAGGGCUACAGUGCUGCACCCCAGACCUUCGGUACAGACCGACCGACUGACAUGCAGCGCGUGCCACCAGAGUACCUCUUCAACUCCCUACGCCAACCCAACCCCGGCGCCCCAGUUAUCUAA